AUGGAGUCGGCUUUACCUAAAGAAUUGGAUAUAAACGAGUAUGCGCCAAAGGAAUUCAUCGAGAGUUAUACAGUGAAAAAACCGAUUGGAGUGCGAGUUUUAAAGCAAAAUUGCCAAAUAACCCAUGUCUUGCCUGAAUCAACGCUUAUUGGGAAGGCGUUCGUUGGUGACGUCAUUGUUGCUAUUGGAGAUAAAUCGAUAGCGAAUGGCGACGAAUUAUACAAGUUAUUGCAAGACAAAGAAGAGACAGUAUGUGUCAAAAUUCGUCACAGCUCAUGGUCGUGGUGUUUUCAUGUUCGAACGACCGUCGAGAAAAUUCAAAUUGAUCGCGACACGGAGAAAAUCAGUGCAAAACCCAUCAAUUUAUACUAUGUGAUGAUAAAAAUGACGAAAACGACAGAAGUGGCAUACACGAAUUUCGGAUUAUUUGUGCAAUACGACAAUCGAGAUCGACUACAAAUAGCUUCUGUGGCUCCGAAUAGUAUGUCUGCUGUUCAUUUAAGGCCGGGCGAUGUAAUCAGAGAAUGCAAUAAUCAGCCACUUUGUAGUAAAGCAAUUCUGGCAUUUUUGAUUGCAAGCAGCAUUGCCAAUAAUGAGCAUGUAACAUUGCUUAUCGAAUCGCCUAUUGGAGAUAUAAAUCGGGAUCAUAUUGAAAUUAGCGAGGAUGUUGUGAAAAUAGCCGAAAAAGAGAUUGAAGCUCUGAAGAGCAAAGCGCCGAAACCGGUGUCUGGCUCAGCGCUUCUCCCUAAAACCAAAGGGAAGACUGCAAAACGAGCGGCGAUUUCAAACAAAACCGCGCAGGAGAUUCAAAUUGUCACUGAUAUGGAUCCUUCUCGCUUAAAACCGUAGCCAAAAACCCCACCUGCUGGUGCUGACGCACCGAAAACCACUGGAGCAACUCCAGGCUCUGCUCCAGCCCGCAUUGGUGGGGCUACUUCGGGGAGUGGAACUCAAUCAAAUAGUAAAAUUGUGAAACCCUCGGCUGAGGAUGGAAAUUAUGAAGAACUGGCGGUGCCGCAAUAA
Caenorhabditis bovis is the source of this 1023-nucleotide messenger RNA. NCBI's taxonomy places the organism in Eukaryota, Metazoa, Nematoda, Chromadorea, Rhabditida, Rhabditidae. The record is from the annotation of a GenBank genome assembly.